CGGAGGCCGCAGCGCGCUGCAGAUGAAGCAUGGCAGGAGACAGCGACACAAAGCCAGGUGACAAAGCUGAACAUGAGAGUAUUCAUCGGCAGCCUUUCCUCAUUGGUGUGGCUGGAGGGACAGCCAGCGGCAAGUCGUCGGUAUGCAGCAAGAUCAUGGAGCUGCUGGGCCAGAACGAGAUCGACCACCACCAGCGGCAGGUAGCCAUCCUCAGCCAAGACAGCUUCUACAGGGUCCUCACCCCAGAGCAGAAGGCCAAGGCACUCAAGGGCCAGUUUAACUUCGAUCACCCAGAUGCCUUUGACAAUGACCUCAUAAUUGCGACUUUGUGGGACAUCAAGGAGGGAAAAACCGUACACAUCCCUGUUUAUGACUUUGUUUCCCAUUCCAGGAAGGAAGAGACGGUGAUGGUGUACCCCGCUGAUGUGGUGCUGUUUGAGGGAAUCCUGACGUUUUAUUCUCAGGAGAUCCGAGACCUUUUCCAAAUGAAGCUGUUCGUGGACACCGACGCAGAUACACGUCUAUCUCGAAGAGUGCUGCGUGAUAUAACUGAACGUGGACGGGACUUGGAAAGCGUUCUGGCACAGUACAUUACUUUUGUAAAGCCUGCGUUUGAGGAGUUCUGUCUGCCCACAAAGAAAUAUGCUGAUGUGAUCAUACCGAGAGGAGUUGACAAUCUCGUUGCCAUAAAUCUUAUAGUUCAGCACAUCCAGGAUAUUCUAAACGGCGGUUUAACCAAACGGCUGAACGGGUGGCUAAAUGGAUAUGGAACGACAAAGAAGCAGCCCAACAUGGAGUCCAGCAGUCGGCCCCACUGAGUGCAGCGCUCCCCGAAGAGAGGAAUGAGGGCUCACCGGGCCAAAUGUACGCUACGUUAUGGCUUAAAAGGCAAGACUAAUUUCCAGGGACACAAAAGUUGUCUUUUGAUAUGAUUCAGUUUGGACUGAAAAAAAUUAUCUGAGGGAAAAUAUCCCUUUGUUGAGUUUAAAGGCAUAUUCAGUUGUAUAUUUCUCUUCGGUUUGUGUACUGUAUGAGAUAAGGGAUGGGGAGAGAAUCAAAGGGGCUAACUAGCGAUUUAAUUCGAUAUUGCUGCUUGCCUUUACCACAGCACUGUUGAAACAGAAGCAGUUAUGGUGUCUAAAUAAGAUUUCAGAACACUUGAUAGCCUUUAACAUACAAUAAAUGCAAUCAAGCGACAUGCUGUUUAGAGUCACGGCCUUACCUCGUCUCACUACCGUUAAAAGGUGCACCGUGUGACCUGACUACUUCCCUUUAUCAAUGCAACUUGUCUGGUUUUUUUUUUUAUUUGACUUGUGCAAAAAGAUUUUGAAUUUUUUUUACUAAUUGUUUGGGUCUUGUUGCUUUGUCUCAUCUUUAUCUAACAAACUGAAUUAGUUAUUGGUCAAUGUAAACAACCGAUUCCCACCUCAAACCAUCUGAUGUAUGAAAUCACCAAAGAUCAUUUUCCGUACUGUCUUUGUGGACAAAUUGAUUUUUAUUUCAAUGUGAUACUGACGUUACUGUAACUCAUUUAAUAAGAUGUUAUUAAAUUACCACAAGGUAUUCAUUUUUCUUUUGAUUCCCAUAAACUUAAAUCUUCAGAUGCGUUUGUAUGCAAGUUUCAUUUGAAAGACACUCUGAAAAUGGUGUUUCUUAAUGCACUGAGAUGUUUAAAUGUGCCUAAGUACAAGAUGCCCAAUGUGCACUGUGAGUGUUGUUUCAUGAUAAAGUUCUCAGGUACUCUUUGUUUGCUUGAGUUGACAUGUCAUUUGCAUCUGAUUUAAAAAAUAUACAUUUCUUAAGACAAUGUGCUGUUUUCCUCUUGGCUACAUAUUAAAAGGUAAAUACCACAUGCUUG
Anoplopoma fimbria (sablefish) is the source of this 1858-nucleotide messenger RNA. Its product is annotated as uridine-cytidine kinase 2-A-like. Gene Ontology annotation, cellular component: cytosol; cytoplasm. Lineage: Eukaryota; Metazoa; Chordata; Actinopteri; Perciformes; Anoplopomatidae. Gene Ontology annotation, molecular function: kinase activity; ATP binding. Bases 30 to 818 code for a protein of 262 amino acids. The transcript is spliced from 7 exons. The record is from RefSeq and is a predicted model, not a curated record.